Cucurbita moschata (crookneck pumpkin) is the source of this 651-nucleotide messenger RNA. Its product is annotated as NEDD8-specific protease 1-like. Lineage: Eukaryota; Viridiplantae; Streptophyta; Magnoliopsida; Cucurbitales; Cucurbitaceae. The record is from RefSeq and is a predicted model, not a curated record. Gene Ontology annotation, biological process: proteolysis. Gene Ontology annotation, molecular function: cysteine-type peptidase activity; deNEDDylase activity. The transcript has a single exon. The coding region runs from base 1 to 651 and encodes 216 amino acids.
AUGGAUCCUAAGUUCUUGACUUACAAUGGCGUCGUGCUUCGAAGAUCUGAUGUACGCAGUUUAGAAGAUUGUAACUAUUUGAACGAUGCCAUCAUUGAUUUCUAUUUUGCCUACCUGUUCGAGUCAUAUCAAUCUGACGACAUAUUGUUAAUAUCGACGAGUAUCUCUUUUUUGCUGGGCAACGCUUCUGACUGGGAUACUUUCGUAGCUACAGUGGAAUCUUUGAACUUUCAUGAGAAGAAACUCAUCUUCUUCACUGUCAACGACAACUCCAAUUUCUCCUCUUCUGGCGGGUCUCAUUGGAGCUUACUUGUGUACUGCAGAAAGCGAAAUUUAUUCAUGCAUUACGAUAGCCUUCACAUGAUGAAUAAUGAAUCUGCAUUCGCCAUCUACGAAUCUGUCAAUAGUUAUAUUAGUUAUGAUUCAGCUGAGUUCAUGGAAUGUCGAGCGCCUCGACAAAGGAACGAAUAUGAUUGUGGAUUGUACGUGAUGGAAAUUGCUAGAGUGAUUUACGAGCACUAUUUCAACUUUGAUCAGUUUCAAAACGAAGAUGAAAUUUGUGGGUCGUUUAACGUGGUCCAAAGUGUGAAUUGUAAACAUGUUGAGUCCAAUAUGCGGUCUGAAUCAAUAAACAUAUAUUUUUUUCAGUAG